UGUCCCCGAGUCACCGCACAGGUCCUCUGCGGCUCCGGCUUCAGGGUGCUGGAAGGAUUACCGCCGUUUUUGGGGUGGCAGUGAAAUCUUUGGAGCACCGGCAGCGAGGGAAGCUCCGCAGGGGAGUGAGUGAGGAGGGGUUCUGCCUGCGGGGGCUCGGGCGCAUGAAGAGCUGCUGCAGCCGAGGUCCUGCCCCGGCUGCGCUGCUUCUCCAUCCACAGCAGCGCUGCGGCUCCGAAGAGGCUCCCGCUGUCUGCGUGUUCCUUUCAACUUGCACUUACUUCAGCACAGCGGCCCGGCUGGGCUGGCCCUUCUGCAGUGCUGACAGAGGGCACCCACCGUGAGUUAUUUCCAUCCGGAUUUUGGAACAUUUUGCCACAGCUGUUGGGGCUGGUUGGGCUGUCCCUCUCGCCUGGGCUUUUCCCCCAGAACAGCACAUUUCUGCUGGUUCCAACUGCGUUCCCACAAACGUCUCUCUUGCUCUUGCUGUAAACUGCCAGCCGAGCGAUUCCAGCGUUGGGCUCUUUGUCCAGCAUGAAGAAGCCUAAAUAGAAAAUGUCUGAGGCACGUUAUAACCUGAAGGCGUUCUCAGAAAACUGGUACAUAAUAUCUGUGCGCUUAAGGCUUUGCUUUGUUCAGGAACAGCAACACACUUAAUCCUUUUCUUUGCCCGAGUGUGGGGAGAUAAAGGAAAGCCGGAGCCGGGCUGAUCUUGGGACAGCGGCUGCUGGGUGGCACCCAGCGCCCACGGCUGCGAUGGAGCAGCUUUGUGUGGCCAGUGCUGGGGAGGCUGAUGGCCGCGGCUGCAAGGUGGCCAUGGCUGCUAAUGAUGAAUUACAGCACGGGGUGCGCUGGCCAUCGGCUCUUUGCCUGGUCUGCGGGUCCUGCUUACCCACGGGGGCUCUCCCACCUCUCCCUUCUCUCCCCCGGCAAAUGCACGCUCAUAAAGCAGGGUGUUUCUGUGGGCGGCCGUGCUGCGGCUUCAUUUUAUACUGCUGAAGCCUGAGACAUUUGGCUAUAUUGAUUACAAACUUUUCAAUGAUAAUAUAAUUCCUUAUUCACGGGUCAUUUUUAUGGGAAGAAUCAGUGUUCAACACCGAUCCUGGCUUUUUCCAGGCAUCUCUUCGGCACAGGUCUCCCUAGGCUGAAGCAGGGAUCCUGGAUGCUCGUUGCCAUGACCAUACGUGCAUCGGCUCGGAAACGCUAUGCAGCUGCCACGACAAACUGCAGAGAUAACUGUCUGCAGUUACCUUAAUUUAGAUGCUCUUUCUGCCAUUUCUGACCAGGCAUCAAGUUUAUAAAUGCCCACAGAUUUUUAGGGGAAAGGUACAAAAGAAAGGUGAGGUCCUAGCGUAACAGAAGUGUGAUUUGAGCUAUAGAGAAUAGUUACAGCCUAAAUGGGAAUGACGGCAAUCCCUGGACUUCAAAAUCUUGGAGCCUCACCCCUUUCAGCUGCGGGAGCGAUGCUUUGGUGCUGUGUGCCCGUCAGCCCCUCGUCCUUGCAGGAGCGCACAAGUGCCCCGAGGACCGAGCAGCGCAGCCCAGCCCAGCCGGUGGCACGGGGCGGCCGCAUGCCGAGCCCCGCUGGCCCCUGUUCCCGGCACCGCACCCCUAAAAGAAGGAAUAUUCCUUGUCUUAUUUGAAAACACAGGGCUGCCAUGUAGGGAUGUUGUUCUUUUUUUAAUUAUGCAAAAUAAGAGAAGAAAGUUGUGGGCUUGGAAGGACCAGUGAGAGGUCCAUCUCCGAUGCUCUAUCGGAUGCAGGCUUUUUCUUGAAUGGUCAUUCCUCUUGUCUUUCCCAUUUCUACUGUCCUCAGAAAUUGCACCUCCAGCAGCUUGGGGAAGAGUUCUCUGCUCCGAGCACUUUUGCCAUCAGAAAAUUUUUCUGGGGAUAAAACCUGAAUUUUUCCACUUCUUCUCAUGCUUUUUCACAGCAGCCCCUAUCACCCUAAACAGGGUCUUCCAACUGGCAUUGCCACAGGGGUCUCCCAGCCGAGGUACUGCUGGUCCCAGACCUCUCUACCCCCCGAAGUAGGUGUUGGUGAGUUUCUGAAAGCUAAUCGGCAAGAUGUCAAAUUAUCACCCCUGUGCAAAAAAAAGACUCACGUUUCUUCAUUUUAUAUUGCCUGGUGGUAGCUCAGCUCUCGGUUUUAACUCGUUGCAGGGACGACUGGAUAGCCGGCCUGUGGCCGAUUUUUUUCUAAUAAAGCUGGAAUGAGUUACUGCAUUACCGUCUCCCACCAAGGAUGCCCAGACGUAUUCUGGAGCUUGCCUUGACCAGAUCCAGCUCUUUGGGCGACUCUUCAAGGCCACAAAGGCACCUCGUUGCUAUAUUAAAAGAAGAUAAAGAGACGUUUGGGUUUGAAAUCCAGACUAUUAGAUUUCCGCACCAAAAUGAUUACUCCCUGGAGGUAUGCACUUGCGUCUGCAAAAUUCAAGAAGAAAGUCCUGCCCAUCUUUCUGGCCUUCAAAUUGGCGAUAUCCUCGCCAGCAUCAACGGCGUCAACACUGAUGGUUUUAGUCACAAGCAAAUAGUAGACUUGAUAAAGUCUUCAGGGAACUAUCUAAGGUUAGAGACCAUCAACGGGGCCAUGUUUCUGCGGAAAAUGGAGCUGGAGACCAAGCUGCAGUUGCUGAAGCAAACGCUGCAGCAGAAGUGGGUGGAGCUGCGCUGCCUGCUCUCCCAGGAACGGCGCUUGCUGCACGGGGAGGUGAACGACAAUGCUCUGCUGGGCGCACUGGAGCUGGAGGAGUCCGGCUUGCUCGGUGGCUGCGACGCGCCGGGACCCCUCUUUCCGAGGAAGCCUCGCUUCUCCAGCGAGAGCAGCUCCCGCAGCCGGCUGAGCUCCAUGACUCUGGACAGCGAGGACAGCUUCUACCAGAGCGGCGCCUUCGAGGAUUCCGCAGCGGAGAGCCUGAGCCGCCAGUCCAGCGUGGACGAUGACUGCUUCUUCCCGCGGGAUGUGGAGGGCGCUGCCGGGAGGUCGUCCCUGCGCAGGAACCGCAGCAUCAGCCUGGCCAGCAGCGGGUCCAUGUCCCCGCUCUGGGAGGGCGGCAGCAGCAGUAGUUUUGGGACCCUCCCGCGGAAAAGCAGGCGACCCAGUGUCCGAAAGCACCUUUUGAAAUUCAUUCCGGGCCUUCACCGGGCGGUGGAAGAGGAAGAAAGUCGGGUGUGACAUGGCACGCGUCAUCCGCAGUGGCUGGGUCUCUGCGCGGGGGACGGCUGCGUGGGCUGGGACCGAGGGCAGCAGCUCGCCCAGGAGCACGCGGUGGGUGAAACGCGGUGGCACGGCCUGUUUCCUCUCCUCACGCAACCUCACAACAGGACUGAUGGUAUUUAAAAUGCUCUGGGGUUUUUUAAUUAUUUUAAUUUUCAAUCAGAGCACACCGUGGACCUCUUCAUUAACGUGAAAAAUGACUAACUCUGAAAUGUGAAGAACCUUUGCAGGACUUCCUCAGCGUACUUUAGUGUUAAUAACAGUUUUUAAUUGAAUGCAAAAUUGAUAGCUAUUUAUUUCCUGUUACCGAAGUCAUAGUCUCACAAAGGUCUUUAAUAAAAGUGCUU
This is a messenger RNA of Chroicocephalus ridibundus (black-headed gull), 3564 nucleotides long. It is a transcript of the gene CYTIP, whose product is annotated as cytohesin 1 interacting protein. The record is from RefSeq and is a predicted model, not a curated record. Gene Ontology annotation, biological process: regulation of cell adhesion. The coding region runs from base 2246 to 3175 and encodes 309 amino acids. Gene Ontology annotation, molecular function: protein binding. NCBI's taxonomy places the organism in Eukaryota, Metazoa, Chordata, Aves, Charadriiformes, Laridae. The transcript has 8 exons. Gene Ontology annotation, cellular component: cell cortex.